Messenger RNA from Mollisia scopiformis, 762 nucleotides. RefSeq lists its product as uncharacterized. Lineage: Eukaryota; Fungi; Ascomycota; Leotiomycetes; Helotiales; Mollisiaceae. The record is from RefSeq and is a predicted model, not a curated record. The transcript is spliced from 2 exons. The coding region runs from base 1 to 762 and encodes 253 amino acids. Gene Ontology annotation, molecular function: thiosulfate-cyanide sulfurtransferase activity.
AUGAGCUCGCGAACGACAACGGCGAGAUUCCCUGAGUAUUCAUCUGCUGCGAUCUACCAUACCAAAGUCCACAACAGACACCUCACAGAAGUCGAUCUGUAUAACAACUAUGACACUUUAGAGCGAGAAGCUGGCGUUGUAAUCCCAGAUUUCUACCAACUUUCCUCCUCGCCCACGGCCCCUCUGACGCUACCAUGGACGCCUCGUCCCAAAAGUGCCGUCAUUGAUCUAAGAACACCAUCUGAGUUCGCAAUCUCCCACCUCCCUGGUGCGGUCAAUAUCCCUAUCUCAACUCUCACGCCAGAUAGUCCUUCACCAUUCACUGAUUCUCAGUUGUUCGCCGCGCAAUGGAGAGAGCUGGAGGUACUCUUCGGCGGCGGUACUCUCGAGACAGCAUCACCCUUGGCUGAGAAGUUCUUCCCAAUGGAAAGAGUCCUGGUGGUCUGUAAUGAUGGCGACACAGCCCGAGUUGCAGGAAGCAUUCUUGGCGCCAAAGGAGCUAAGACUGAGUGUGUGAGCGGAGGCUUGACAGCGAUUGACAAAUGGAUCUAUGGAGACGUUAAAAAUCGCACUUUAGGAGAGCUGAAGAUACCCGAUUUGCCUGAUGAGAUUGCUGCUGUACCUGAGGUCAAUGAAACGAAGCUUCCAAAUGGACAUGGGCCAGUUGGAGAAGAAGUUAAAACCGCGACGAAAGUCGAUGCUGAAGCAAGGGUCGGGAUCAGGGAGAUAAGGACUAAUAGAGAUGAUCUAGUUGUGGUAUAA